AUGACGGCGGCUUCUAUGAAGCUGAAUGUGAAGAAAGUAAAAUCUGAGUUUAAUCAUAAACCCGCAUCCAAACAGACCCCGAAUCCGGCAACGUCUUGGGCAGGACGGCUCCAAGGUUCUCCGUUACAGCAUCACUCUGUUACUGUGGGAAGGAAACCUCUUGUAUGUGUUCUUGGACUGCCAAGCCACAUGACAUAUGCAGAUUUUUAUCAGUUUUGUGCUUCAUUUGGUCAAAAUAUAUCGGAGAUGCGCAUUGUUAGGAUUAAUGGGAUGAAGCAUCAAUACAGUAUUUUGUUAAGAUUUGAUAGCCAAGGCUCUACAGAUAAAUUCUAUCAGCAUUUCAACGGUAGAAAAUUUAAUUCUCUGGAGGAAGGGGCUUGCCGUGUGCAUUUUACAGCUGACAUACAAAAUACUUCUGACAUACUUCAUCUUGGUACAAAGCCUGCUCCUGCUAGCUCGCUGGCUUCAUGUCCAGUUUGUCAUGAGGGAUUAGACCAAGGCACAAGUGGAAUUCUUAAAACUAUCUGCAAUCAUUCUUUCCAUUGCUCUUGUAUUUCAAGAUGGACAGAUUCUUCUUGUCCUGUUUGCAGAUAUUGCCAGCAGCAGCCUGAAAAAUCAAUAUGUUUUGUUUGUCAAACCUCUGAGAACCUCUGGAUGUGUGUUAUAUGCGGUUUUGUAGGCUGUGGGAGGUAUGAAGAAGGGCAUGCUAGAACUCACUGGGAGGAAAAACCAAAGCACUGCUAUUUUGUUAAUUUGAAAAAACAGAGUCUUUGGAAUUAUGCUUGCGGCAAUUAUGUUUACAGAGUAAUUCGAUCAAAAACUGAUGUAAAGCUGGUUGAGUUGAAUUCCCAUUGUUUGCAUGCUGAAGAUAAUUUCAGAAGCCAUGGUUGUGAUUCUGAAGCUGGUGACGCUCUUUUAAACUGCCCCGUUAAAGCGGUAAAUGCUAACAGGCAUAAUAAAACCCUGGCCACCUGGCUUAAGAAGCAAGAAUUAUAUUAUGACGGCUUGGUACAAGAAAUCAAAGAAGAAACUGAAAAAUUGACUUCUGAAGCUGUUAAUAAGGCUAUCUCUGAAAAACUGCAGAAGAUACAAUCCAAGUUGGAUAGAUGUGUUGAAGAGAAGAAAUUGCUUGAGUGGUUCAAUGAGAAUCUUUUGGAAAAUCAAGAGAUAUGGAAAGCAAAGAUAGUGGAAGUUGAAGAGAGGGAAAAUAAGGCUUUGAGAGUGAAGGAUGAUAGAACACUGGAGUUGGAAAAGAAGCUUGCACAAUUGAUGGCAGAUCUUGAAGCAGAGAAGACGCCGGAGCAAUUAUCAAUAUCAAAUGAAAUUGAGGAUGGUACUAUCUUGCCAAUAUCGGUUGAGCCUUCUACGAGUAAUGGUGCCAAGGUAGGAAAGAAAAAAAGGUCAAAAAGCAAGCGAAGAGGUGGGAGAUAAGAGAAUGCACGGUCUUUCUUGUUUGGGAGGCGCUAGGUUCUGGACAUCCAGUGGUCAGCUUAGCUUUUAUCCUUUUCGCUGAUUUGCGAGCAUUUAUAUGACAUGAAGAUUGCUGAGUUUAUGUGGAUUGGGAUUGGAAGACAUGGCUGAUUAAUGAAGAGAAGACAAUAUGGGAAAAAUUAAUGGAGUUUGGUUUUAAUUUAUAUGAAGGUUUAGAUGCAUUAAUUGAGUGAUGGCUUUUAUCAGAAUGAGAACAAGAAUUAACAACAUGCUUGACCAUAUAAUUUUAAAUUAGAAGAACGAUGGAAAAAAGUUAAUGUGUGAUUGGAAUCUCUGGCAUUUUUCACACGGCUAAGAAUCAUUUAAACAAUGAAAAGAAUCCACACAACACAAAGGGGGCGUUUGGUUG
Messenger RNA from Pistacia vera, 1840 nucleotides. RefSeq names its product BRAP2 RING ZnF UBP domain-containing protein 2-like. Gene Ontology annotation, biological process: Ras protein signal transduction; protein ubiquitination. The transcript is spliced from 12 exons. Gene Ontology annotation, molecular function: ubiquitin protein ligase activity; nucleic acid binding; zinc ion binding. Gene Ontology annotation, cellular component: cytoplasm. The record is from RefSeq and is a predicted model, not a curated record. Lineage: Eukaryota; Viridiplantae; Streptophyta; Magnoliopsida; Sapindales; Anacardiaceae. Bases 1 to 1431 code for a protein of 476 amino acids.